Fraxinus pennsylvanica is the source of this 801-nucleotide messenger RNA. Lineage: Eukaryota; Viridiplantae; Streptophyta; Magnoliopsida; Lamiales; Oleaceae. The record is from the annotation of a GenBank genome assembly.
AUGUCAACGUCGGCAGCUGACGGCAACGGUGAUGGAGGAGCAAUUAUAGAUCCUUCUCAGAGGGCCGGAGGCAGCGGGAAUAACAACGGCGCGUUGGUGGUGAAGAAACCACCGGCUAAGGACCGCCAUAGCAAGGUCGACGGCAGAGGCCGCCGUAUCCGCAUGCCUAUUAUCUGCGCCGCCAGGGUUUUCCAGCUGACUCGCGAGCUUGGGCACAAGUCUGAUGGACAGACGAUUGAGUGGCUUCUACGCCAGGCGGAGCCUUCGAUUAUAGCUGCCACUGGUACUGGUACUACCCCAGCCAGUUUCUCCACUGUCUCUGCAUCUAACCGUAACUCUUCUUCUGUCUCUGCUGCCCUAGACCACAAGUCUCAUUCUCAGUCUUUGCUUGCACCAACGCCGUUCAUUCUCGGUAAGCGUCUCCGUCCAGACGAUGAAGACCAACACCACAUAUCGAAAGAUGAUGUUACAGCUGCCGUGGGUCCCACGGUGGCUGCUGGAGGAUUUUGGGCUUUGCCUGCCAGGCCAGAUUUUGGACAAGUCUGGAGCUUUGCUGCGCCUCCUGGUGAAAUGGUGGUUGCAGCUGCGGCAUCGAAUCAUCCCCAGCAGCAGCAACCUUCGGCUUCCUUGAGGUUUCUUCAGCAGCAUCAGCCAUUGGGAAUUGGGGAAGCAUCAGCCGCAAGGGUUGGUAAUUACUUGCCCAUAGCUCAAGUACAAGGGCACCACCUCAAUUUACUGGCAUCUCUAUCCGGUAAUCCACCUCAAUCCUCUGAACAACGAAGAGAAGGUGAUGCGAAUUGA